UUUUUUCAAUAUUUUAUUUUACUCCUCAAAACAAUUCCAAUGGAGCGUUCAGUCACCAUUGAUUUACCAGUUGAGCAAGUAGCCAAAGUAGUCAAACGCCAUCUUGUCUAUGCUCCUUCUUCAUCGUCCUUUAUUCCAUUACGUCCUAGGCACCAACAACAGAAACAACAUCGAAAUAAACAUAAAAAGCAGCAACCUCAACAAAAUCAAAUCCCCGUGUAUAAUUCACAUCAUCUCUUACCUGGUGGUUCUAUCCUGGACGAAAUAUACAAAUGGACCGCUCAGGUAGAGAGUAGGCAACAGAAACGAAAUAGGACGCAAUCGAUAUCCCUGCCUGCAACACGUGAACCUCUUGUUGACGUCUCGCUUCAGUCAUUGAAGCAACCAGGAGGCUUUCGACGACAUUAUGUACUAAGUAAAGCAGCAAAGCAAGGAAAGAGACCUCCUAAUUUUGUUACCAGCAGUUUUGUUGAGUUUUUAUGUUUAUAUGGUCAUUUUGGUGGAGAAAAUCUGAGUGACGAAGACUCGUCUUCAUACAAUACAUCGACAGACGAUGAUGGUAAUAGCAGUGCAAGUGGUGAUAGUAGUAAUGAAGAAGAGGAGGUGUCUGAGGGCAGCAUUAUGGCAUACCGUGGACCACCUUUGAAUAACGCUUCUUAUGCUUAUGGAGGAACUGAUAAUAGUAGUAAAAAAGGAACAUUACCAUUACCAGCGACGUCAAGUAGAAAACAAGGUGUUGUUCCAUUACAAUAUAAACAACUACAGGCAAGAGAGUCGAUGCCUCUUUUAUCACGAUCGAGACCUGGACAAACCCUUCAGGGUAAGGCAACACCAGGUAAAGCCAUGUUCUUGUUGUUAAAGUCCUUUGUUACCACUGGCAUCAUGUUCUUACCCAAAGCAUUUUAUAACGGUGGCUUACUUUUCUCAACUGUUGCUAUCAUCGCUUGGGCCCUAAUAUCAUUAUGGUCAUUUUUGCUCCUUGUACAAACCCGUUUAGCUGUACCUGCUAGUUUUGGAGAUAUGGGUGGGGUACUCUACGGAUCACGCAUGAGAAUUGCUGUAUUAGUCGCCAUUACGCUAUCCCAAAUUGGAUUUGUAUGUGCUUAUAUGAUUUUUGUUGCAGAAAACCUUCAAUCGCUCGUUUUGACAUUCUCAAAAUGUCGUGUGUUAAUUCCCAUGCAUCUGCUUAUUUUAGCCCAAAGCUUCGCGUUUAUACCUUUAGCUAUGAUUCGAAAGAUCCAAAGGUUGUCUAUCUUUGCUCUCAUCGCAGAUAUAUUCAUUGUCAUUGGAUUAAGCUAUUUAUUCUACUAUGAUGUAAAAGAACUUGUGACUAUUGGCAUGGUUCAUGUAGACAUGUGGAAUCCUCUCCAUUUUCCUCUGUUUAUCGGCACAGCCGCAUUCACUUUUGAAGGCAUUGGCUUAGUUAUACCCAUCACAGAAUCCAUGAAAAACCCUAAAGAAUUUCCUAAUGUAUUAACAAAGGCCAUCAUCACGAUUACGGCUCUGUUUAUCACCAUUGGAGCACUUUCUUAUAUGGCAUUUGGUGAAAAUGUCCAGACGAUCAUUUUGCUCAAUUUACCAAGCAAUGAUCCAAUGGUAUCAUCCAUUCAAACACUUUAUUCCUUGGCCAUCUGCCUUUCCAUUCCCUUACAACUAUUUCCUGCCAUCCGAAUCAUGGAAAAUGGAUUAUUUACGACAAAGUCAGGAAAAAAUAAUACAGUUGUCAAGUGGCAAAAGAAUGUAUUUCGAGUCUUUGUCGUCUUUGUCUGUGCUGCUAUAGGCAUCAUUGGUUCAAGAGACAAGUUGGAUAAAUUCGUCUCACUCGUAGGCGCUCUCUUCUGUAUCCCACUCUGCUUCAUUUUUCCUCCCUUAUUUCAUUUGAAGGCAUUGGAAUUGCCUGUGACAAGACGAUUGGCUAAUUUUGCCUUGAUCAUAUUCGGUGUCAUUUGCAUGAUAUUCGUCAUUUUGUCAACCUUAGGUCAAUGGAACUCUGCUGAGCCAACUGAUCCAAUCAAACAGUGUAUAGCUCAUAGAACCUAAUAUAUACCAGAAAUGCAAAUAUCCGUUGUAUUAUAAUAAUUGACAUGUACUAUUCCUUUUAUUUCAAUAAAUCAUUCAUU
Molecule: messenger RNA, 2120 nt
Organism: Rhizopus microsporus ATCC 52813
Lineage: Eukaryota; Fungi; Mucoromycota; Mucoromycetes; Mucorales; Rhizopodaceae
Exons: 4
Coding region: 40-2040 (666 amino acids)
Biological process (GO): amino acid transmembrane transport
Molecular function (GO): amino acid transmembrane transporter activity
Source: RefSeq, a predicted model, not a curated record